AUCAGGCCCGUCUAAUCACAGUCAACACAGCAACACAUGGACACACCACACAAGAGAAGCAUGAGGCAACACUGUGCACUCAAACAUGGAAUACUCAAGGAAUUCCUGGCAGAAUUCCUCGGCACCUUCGUUUUGGUGUUGUUUGGUUGCGGCUCGGUGGCCCAGACGGUCCUCAGUCGAAACACUUUGGGCGAGCCACUCACUGUGCACAUCGGCUUCUCUGUCGGGCUGAUGAUGGCCGUGUAUGUGGCGGGUGGAGUGUCAGGGGGCCACGUCAACCCUGCUGUGUCUCUGGCCAUGGUGAUUCUGGGCAAACUUAAAAUCUGGAAGUUUCCUUUCUACAUCAUCGCCCAGUUUCUGGGUGCGUUUGCAGGCGCUGCCGCAGUCUUUGGAUUGUAUUACGAUGCUUUCAUGGACUUUACCAGUGGGAUUUUCUCAGUGACGGGGAUCAAUGCAACAGGUCACAUUUUUGCGUCCUACCCGGCGAGACACCUGUCAGUUCUGGGCGGAUUCAUCGAUCAGGUGGUGGGUACUGGCAUGUUGGUUUUGUGCAUCCUGGCAAUUAUUGAUGGAGGAAACAUUGGAGCCCCCAAAGGUGUGGAGCCACUGGCCAUUGGCCUGAUCAUCAUGGCCAUCGGCGUGUCCAUGGAUCUGAACUGUGGCUACCCACUGAACCCCGCCAGGGACCUGGGACCCAGGCUGUUCACUGCUGUGGCCGGAUGGGGGAUGGAGGUCUUCAGCACGGCAGGCUACUGGUGGUGGAUCCCAGUGGCGGGGCCCAUGGUGGGGGGCGUGGUCGCAGCAGUCUUGUACUACGUGUUCAUCGAGCUUCACCACCACCGUGACGAGCCCGAGAAGCCCCGCGAGGAGGAGGGGGACGAGGAGGAGGAGGAAGACGAGGAGGACGAGGACUGCAGCCUGAAGGACAAAUAUGAGAUGAUUACGAUGAGCUAAACAAGAGACAUUCACGACCUGCGUGUGGUUUCAUUUACUCAUGUUAUGGUCCAUCAGACAAAGAAUCCCCGCUACAGCUUCCAUCUCGGUGUGUGUGCUUUUUGGUCGGCCUUUUGGCCUGCUCACAACAUUACAAAUAUAAUCUAAUACAACACUAAUGCUCCUUACGCAAAAUCGUUUUGCGUUAUGCAGAGACAGGAAUGUGGUUUUCUGUUGUAACAUGUUACAAAAAAAUAGAUAACUUGUAAAUACUGUACUGUCAGAUAUUAGGUAUUACACGCACAACAAUCUCCUGUAGGAUUUGCUCCUGUGAAUGAAUUUCCAGUGUAAUUUAUUAAUUUUUUAGUAUUGCUUGUAAUUUCUUAAAGGGGAACUGCACCUUUUUUUUUUUUUUUGCCUAUUUUUCCCAAUUAUUUAUGAAAAACAAGAUGACGGAUGGAUUCUUUUUUAAAGCAUUCUAACUCGUAAAUAAUUGUAAAUGGAGGGCAGUUUACAAUGGAGCCAAUGGGCGCCUAUAAAAUCCAAUAAAUAACAAUUCAAAAAGCGCAUUUUGUGACUUGAAUAUUAACCAAGUAUUAGUGAAAUAUUAACCAAGUAUAAGUGACAUUGUUAUUAUAAGCGCUAACGCAGACAAACUAUUUAUAGCGGUGCCGUGAUCCCGAGCUUGUGUGUCUAUGUUGACAUCGUUGGCUGGUGAUCUGCCUUCUCGUGUCGCAGCUCGUGGAAGUUUAUUCUAGAACAUAAAUCAUGCCUCCCAUCUUGAUAGUAGAAGGAUGAGGACGUAAUCCGACAAGUUGGUACACUUUGGCAUCCAAUUAAGACCCGGAAAUGGUGAGAAUGACACAAAAUGAUGCUUGGUUUCACCCCCCCUUUUUUCUUCGCAAGAAUUAUGAGUCAUUCUUCAUCUAAAUGGGAAUAUAUGAACAUCCAAGCAGUCGGCAUCCCAAUGACCGCAGACCUUGUACAGUAAGUGAUGUUUUAUUAUGUUUGUUGGCUCUCAUGAAGUCUGCAGUGAGUAAUCAGUGAUGUCGUCGAAGAUGUGAUACGUUUUUUAAACUAAUUUACUGUUUAUACCUAAAAUGAUCAAAAUACGUAAAUAUUAAAUGUUAUUAUAAAUGUGCCUGUUACUACAUUAUAUAUUAACUUACAUCAUGUAUAUAAAACCUUAAAGGAGGUGUUUGGAUGUUUUCUUAAUGACUUUACAGGCAGAAUAGAGCGACUACCAUAGGCUCCAUUGUGAGCAGACUUUUGAUAGCAUUUAUUUAAUGUUUAGAAAUUAAAAAAAAGACAAUCAUGUGUGUUCUUAAUGAUUGUGAAUGAUAGGCAAAAUUACCAAAAAAGUGCAGUUAUAUCCCUUUCAG
Molecule: messenger RNA, 2315 nt
Organism: Nerophis lumbriciformis (worm pipefish)
Lineage: Eukaryota; Metazoa; Chordata; Actinopteri; Syngnathiformes; Syngnathidae
Product: aquaporin-9-like
Biological process (GO): water transport; glycerol transmembrane transport
Cellular component (GO): basolateral plasma membrane; plasma membrane
Molecular function (GO): glycerol channel activity; urea transmembrane transporter activity; water channel activity
Source: RefSeq, a predicted model, not a curated record